AUGAACACCUCGGGGAGACGAGUGGGGCAGUGGCUCCUCGUCUUGCUUGCGCACUCCGCCUGGGCUGACGAAACUUGCGCCACGAGCCUCGUCCAAAAAAAGGCACAGGCACGAUUCGCAGCGACAAAGUCCGUUGCGGAGCAAUCUCGCCAGCGGACGCCCUGGGACCUCUAUGACUACGUUGUUGCUGUGCAGCACAAGUCUGGGGCCUACCUAAUUCACAAGGUGUGGCUCUUCAUGUUUUCAGUGCUUGGCGCUGGCGAUGCCGACAUGGGUACUUGGAUUCAGCCAUGUUACUAUGACAUGUGCCAUCAAAUCGAAGCUCCGAUCAAGGUGUUGCAGGACUUGUGUGGACCACACACCCUGGAGCUUUUGCAGGAGGCUGCGGCAGAAAGGGGCAAAGGCCUCCGCAUAGUAGGGCCUGUUCGAAACCCGACGACCAUGGUUGCCUCCGCCUACUGCUACCAUGCCAGGGGGGAAGAGCCCUUAAAUCGCAUGUUCUAUCCUCCCGGAUGGCCCAAAGUCACCGUGGGUUCUCUCCCUUUCGCAGAUGGGCUGGCCUUUGCUGCAAAGGUCAUGGCUCCGAUGGUGAAGAACAUGACCGAGAUUUUUGAAGCUCCGCACCCAAACCGGUUCCGCUUUGACUAUGAAAAGGCCGCAGCUUCUUCUGAGGGCUUUGACAAGGUAGCGGAAGAGAUGGUGGACUUCUUGUUCGGCGGCAUGAUCUCGGAGGAUGACCGGCAGCAGUGCUUGGAGGCGGCGACGUGGGCAGACCUCCAUCGCCAUCCGGAUAGUGAUGAGGGUCACAAGAACGACGCAGAGUGUGAGACAAAGGCAUUGCAGCAAUUCACUUCAGUCGUGCCUGCUGAUCUCCUUGCACAGUAUCGCGAUUUUCAGGAGCGGCUUGGAUACCCGACAGUCUAG
Molecule: messenger RNA, 924 nt
Organism: Symbiodinium natans
Lineage: Eukaryota; Dinophyceae; Suessiales; Symbiodiniaceae
Source: the annotation of a GenBank genome assembly